AUGAGAUUAUAUACGACCGCACUUAAAUAUCAGAGGUUGGGAGCUGGAGUUGGAGAAAUCUUAAAACGGGAUGCUGCAAGUGCUAUGGCUGUGUCUGAUCGUUUUGUGGUAUUAGGUACACACAAUGGCGCCGUAUUAUUAUUCGAUUUUGAAGGGAAUGAAAUCAAGAGAUUCUCGGCACAUACUGCUACCGUUCAUGAUUUAUCAGUUGACGUUGCUGGUGAAUACGUUGCUAGCGCGUCGAUGGAUGGAAGAGUUGUAAUUAAUGGUCUCUAUAAUGAAGAAGUGCGGCAUUAUAAUUACAAGAGGCCUUUAAAAUGUGUAGCGCUUGAUCCAAAUUUUACCAGAAAUGCAACUGGUCAAUUUGUAUCAGGUGGAUUAGCUGGACAACUUAUUUUGCAUGAAAAAGGCUGGUUUGGUAGUAAUGUCGACACCAUUUUACACCAAGGUGAAGGUCCAAUAUAUGCUGUAAAAUGGCGAGGUUCAUUGAUUGCUUGGGCUAACGAUAUGGGCGUUAAAAUGUACGAUAUGAACUCGAAACAACGUAUUACAUGGAUUUGUCGGCCUGAUAAUAGUCCACGUCCUGACCUGUAUCGAUGCCAUCUUUGCUGGAGGAAUGAUACUCAUUUGUUGAUCGGAUGGGCUGAUCAUGUACAAGUGGGAGUAGUGAAGGAAAGAACAAGAAUGGAGAAUACUCAAGGCCCUUCACUUUAUGUCGAAAUAAUAGCCUUAUUCAGGACUGAUUUUAUAGUAUGCGGAAUUGCCCCAUUUAAGGACAUGAUGCUAUUAAUGGCAUACAUCACUGACGACAUAAUACAAAACGAAGAAACUAGCAACCCUGAACAACAAAGAAGACCGCGCGCAAAACGUCCUGAAUUGCGUAUAAUCAACUCAUCAAACGAAGAGAUUUCCUCAGAUGCCUUAUCACUCCAUAGCUUUCAGCAAUAUCAAGCAAACGACUAUGUGCUUGAUUUUCUACCUUCUGACGAAGAUCUCUUCUAUGUUGUGAGUCCCAAGGAUCUUGUUGUCGCGAAACCACGCGAUUUGGAUGAUCAUAUUGGAUGGCUACUUGAUAGAUUGAGAUAUGAGGAAGCUUUAGGUGCCUUGCGAGAAGCUCAAGCUUGGGGUGGAAGCAAAACUUAUGAUGUGACUGAAGUUGGUCUUAAGUAUUUAUCGUAUUUGAUUGACAAAGGAGAAUAUGAGAAAGCAGCAAUGGCUUGUCCUACCAUCUUAAAGACUGAUUCCAGCAAAUGGGAUGAAGCUAAACUUUGGGAUGAUUGGAUCUUUAAAUUUGCCGAACUACGUCAAUUACAGGAAAUUACUCCUUAUAUUCCAUUUAAAGAUCCUCAAUUGAGUAGUGUGGUCUACGAAAUGGUUUUAGCCUAUUUCCUUAAUCAAGAUUAUGAGUCUCUAUAUAGUACAAUAAAAAGAUGGCCACCAACAAUUUACAAUAUUCAAAGUGUAAUAGUUGCAGUUGAAGAUGCUCUUUUUAAAGAUGCCGAUAAUCCAAUAUUAAUGGAAUGCUUGGCUGAAUUGUACACAUUCAAUCGUGAACCCGACAAAGCAUUAGAGUAUAGUCUUCGACUUCGACGUCCGAACGUUUUUGAUCUAAUACGCGAUUAUGGUUUAUUCUCUUCCAUAGAAGAUAAAAUUGUUCUUUUGAUGGAGUUUGAUCAGCAUUUGUUAUCACUCGAAACUAAAGAAUCUAUAGAAAACAAAGAUGAUCUUGGCGAACCAACUGAAAAACCUUCACCGAAAUUAACGCCCAUUAGGAAACCAAGUGAAGGACCUGCCGUGCAAUUGCUUGUACAAAAUACAGAAUCAGUGCCGAUUUCUAGAGUUGUUAAACAAUUGCAAAAACAUCCUAAAUUCAUGUUUAUAUAUUUGGACGCAUUAUUUCUACAUGAUCCGCACAUGGGCUACGAGUAUCAUGAUCUACAGGUUGAAUUAUAUGCGGAGUAUGAACCUUCGCGUUUGAUGGAAUUUUUACGAAAUAGUAACUAUUACUCCCUAGAAAAGGCAUACAAAGUUUGUGAGCAACGGGAUUUGGUCCCUGAAAUGGUUUUCAUCCUUGGACGCACUGGGAAUAAUAAAGAGGCGCUUAUGUUGAUCAUCGAUCGCCUUCAGGAUGUUCAAAGAGCGAUUGACUUUGCCAAAGAACAAGAAGAUGACGCGUUAUGGGAAGACUUGUUGAAACUAAGAUCUUUUAUUAUUCUUUAUAUAAUAGGAUUUAUCAAAGUUUUAUUGGAAAAUCUUGGUGGAACCGACAUCGAUCCAAUUCGCUUAAUAAGCCAAAUUCCCGAUGAUCUUGAAAUUCCUGGUUUGAAAGAUGCUUUAAUAAAAAUCCUUCAGGAUUUCAAUUUACAGGCUUCUUUGCGAGAAGGGUGUGAAAGAAUUCUAGUUAGUGAUAGUGUUGCUAUGGCGGAUCAACUUCAACGGGCUCAGAAACGUGGCACAUCAUGUGGAGACGAUCUUGUUUGCUCCGUAUGUCAAGAAUUAAUUAUUAUAGAUGAUAUUGCAACAAAAAAUUUUACCGCCAUUAUAUUUUUUUGUCGUCACGCAUACCACGAAUCAUGCCUACUCGAGGAUGAAUCGCCAUCAUUCUCUGAAACUGCCGCAAGGAUAAAAGGCAAACAAUACAGUGUUGGUGCUAAAGUAGUGCACUCGACGCUUUUGCGUUCUUUAGGCAGCCCGCCACAAUGUCCUAUAUGUAACGAUGCUCAACAUCUCCACGGUGCUAAACAAAAAGACAAAAAGGCUCUUGGCAAUGUGGGGAUCGUUAGACGUAAUCGUGCUAGUCCCUCCAUAAGAGAAGAGGACGGAAUGCCCCCAAUGGUUACCUUGAGACUAUAA
Messenger RNA from Ambispora leptoticha, 2853 nucleotides. Lineage: Eukaryota; Fungi; Glomeromycota; Glomeromycetes; Archaeosporales; Ambisporaceae. The record is from the annotation of a GenBank genome assembly.